Molecule: messenger RNA, 2204 nt
Organism: Amphibalanus amphitrite
Lineage: Eukaryota; Metazoa; Arthropoda; Thecostraca; Balanomorpha; Balanidae
Exons: 6
Coding region: 341-736 (131 amino acids)
Source: RefSeq, a predicted model, not a curated record
GCUUCACGUGGCGGCAGCCAACGGCUACCUGUCGGUGGUCAAGUACCUGCUGGAUAAUCACGUGGCUGUCGGUCCCUGCGACAAGGACGACUGGCAACCCAUCCACGCCGCCGCCUGCUGGGGUCACCCGCGGGUGAUAGAGCUACUAUACCAGCACGGAGCCGAUCUCACCGCCAAAACCCGAAAUGGAGAGACUCCGUUUGACGUCUGCGAGGACCCGGAGAUUCGUGAGCGGCUGGAGCAGCUGCGUAACGAACAGGAACUGAAGCGCAGCACGGACGGCCAGCUGGCGCGCGUGCGGCGCACACAGUCCACCAAACACUCGAUCCGGCGUACCUCCAUGCGCCAGAAGACGCUCACGCCUAAGAAGGAUGUGAAGCAGGAGGCCAGGAUACGGCUGGGAGCGGAAGGCACUAUGAAGUCGGAGCUGGAUGAACAGAAGACACCGCUGGAUGUUCACGAUAUCUCCAUCAUAGUUCCGGGAAUCAACGGCACUACCACUCCGACUGAGAAUGGGGACGGCGUGACGACCCUGCCUGACCCGAGGAAGGUCAACGGUCACCAGGUCAACAACAACGACCAGCCCGACGCCAAGACCAACUGUGCCGGCGCAGCUGGGCCAGCCGCCGCCAACGACGGAGAAAUCGAGAUGAAGAAGUUUGUCAGCACGGUGCCCGGCGGAGGAGUGACCUCCGAACCGCCGCACGAGGGAACCGGCUGCUGCGUGCUGCAGUAGCGACACUCAGCGGCCCAGAGGCGAACUGAUAGUACGCCGGCGGACGCUGCGCGGCGCCACGAGUCAAGACGGCUGCGAGUGUUUUAGACGUUCUGUUGAUGACGCUAGGUGGAAGACAAUCGUGAAAUGUCUUGAGAGACAGGAUUGCAGCGUUUGUUGCGAAUAUUUGGUUUUGUGACGUUUGUGAUGACUUGAUUCGGAGACAUUUGGUGAUAUUUCGAGAUUUUAAUGACAGGAGAGGCAGCGUUCCAAUGGUAGUGCCAGCUAGACGUUGCUUGCCUGUGUGAGGUCUAUUAUGGGUCCAUCGAAGGACUUAUUUACACUCGUCAUAGUGAUAAGAAAUUGCGUUUUUCAUGCGCUGCGAUUUACACGCGAGAGAUCAUGUGAAUAUCGGGAGCCAUUAUUGAAAGCUCCAUUCCAUUUCAUUCCGAAUAUUGAGCAGCACGUAAAUGACGGUGUUUUGUUGUUGAUGGUGAAUGCGUGAUGAUCUCGGGUAGAGCAGGCGUUUCUCCGUGGCGUCUGCACCUCCGUACGGUGAUAGCUGUGGCGUCUUGUGGCAGCCGAUCCACAACCAAUGCGUGCUUGCCAACCGGGUUAAAAUGUGCUCGAGCUUCACUAGUUUGACGUACGCGGUAGUCUACCGUAAUUGAGAUUAUGACGAAUUUUCGCAUCACGAACGAAAUUUUAACUGCGAUACUGUGUAGAAUGUGCUUCAUUAGUUCCUAACCACUGAACUCACAUUUAGUAAUUCUGCCUAAUACUAUGAAAAUACGAGAAGCAUCCUUUCGCACCGUAACCCCUGAAUGAAAUACGAUCGGGUUGAUAUUGCAUUUACACCUUUUCAUGCGAUAUUUUCUUGUCGCGUGUCUUCCGAUUGCGCUGUUUGAUAAAGGGUCGGGGAGGCGGGUGCUGAACGUUUGUUGGCGCUGAGCGGGUACCGUUUGUUUCGUGAACUUGUCACAUCGACCGUCUCUUUGUUACGCUGCAGGGGUCGGAGAUCGCUGUAUUGUUCUGAUAACACGUCAAAGUAACUUGAUUACUAGCUGCUACUCAUUGUUCUGUAAUUCGUAGCUCAAAGCUCGUUUGAGACAGGGCGGUCUGCUCGUUCGUUUCAUGUUCUUGUAUCUGUUACGAUGUUAUCUCUCUGCACGUUCUGACUGCUGUAGCACAUACUCGGGUGAUCAUACCUGUAUUAAAUCACUCACUAACCACCAGAAGACGCUCGGUCGUCUAGCAAUAGUAUCUCCCUGUACAUGUACUGCCACGCUGCUAGCCAAACUAGCAGGAGGUGUCAUAAUACAUAAUAGUCAAUCAUCGGAACCGGCCUGAAAUCAGUGGCUAGCAGUGUAUGGCGGCUCUGUCUGAAGACUGAGAGCGAUCGUCAGUUGCGCUGCAUUUUAUUUCUGUGUGAAUGAGUGCUGCAGACGUGUAUGACGUAUUUUUAUAUAUAAUAUACACAUGUGAAGCA